Messenger RNA from Siniperca chuatsi (mandarin fish), 3250 nucleotides. It is a transcript of the gene pfkfb2b, whose product is annotated as 6-phosphofructo-2-kinase/fructose-2,6-biphosphatase 2b. Bases 216 to 1892 code for a protein of 558 amino acids. The record is from RefSeq and is a predicted model, not a curated record. Lineage: Eukaryota; Metazoa; Chordata; Actinopteri; Centrarchiformes; Sinipercidae. Gene Ontology annotation, biological process: fructose metabolic process; fructose 2,6-bisphosphate metabolic process. Gene Ontology annotation, cellular component: cytosol. Gene Ontology annotation, molecular function: fructose-2,6-bisphosphate 2-phosphatase activity; 6-phosphofructo-2-kinase activity; ATP binding. The transcript has 15 exons.
AAAAAAUUAUGACGUAGAGGCACACCUCCAGCUUGGAAGGACACCAGCCGGCCGAGGAGGCACCUCAGCGCCAAGGACAGGCCGAGCAGACCAGCUCCUCCGGCCGCAGCGGCGGGCGCAACUCUCGGUCCGGCACAUCGUGAGAUCCCUGUGCCCACGGUGUGUCACCGCGGCUGGCAGGACUCAUUUGCCUAUCGAACAGACCAGCGGGGACAAUGCCGAGAGAGAGAGCUGAUUUUGACUCAGACAACAUGUCAAGCACUCAGAUAGACAAUGGCUCUGCAAACUCAGCAGAAGCCAAGAAAACAGACCUGAGAAUGAAUGAAAAGAAAUGCUCAUGGGCUUCCUAUAUGACUAAUUCUCCAACAAUGAUCGUAAUGAUUGGCCUGCCUGCAAGAGGGAAGACCUACAUGUCAAAGAAGCUCACACGUUACCUCAACUGGAUCGGAGUCCCAACAAAAGUGUUUAACUUGGGCGUGUACCGCAGAGAGGCAGUCAGAGCUUAUAAAUCCUAUGAUUUCUUCCGCCACGACAAUGAGGAGGCCAUGAAAAUCAGGAAGCAGUGUGCUCUGGUAGCUCUGCAGGAUGUGAAGGCGUACCUGACGAAGGAGGGAGGUCAGAUCGCGGUGUUUGAUGCAACAAACACAACAAGAGAACGGCGAGACCUCAUUCUAGCUUUUGUGAAGGAGAAUGCGUUCAAGGUGUUCUUUGUGGAGUCAGUGUGUGACGACCCAGAGGUCAUUGCUGCUAAUAUUCUGGAAGUGAAAGUGUCUAGUCCAGACUACCCGGAGAGACACAGAGAGAGAGUAAUGGAUGACUUCCUCAAACGAAUCGAGUGCUACAAGGUUACCUACCAACCAUUAGAUCCUGAUGAUUACGACAAGGACCUAUCUUUUAUCAAGGUGAUGAACGUGGGCCGGCGUUUUCUGGUGAACCGGGUGCAGGACUACAUCCAGAGUAAGAUUGUCUACUACCUCAUGAACAUCCAUGUGCACUCUCACUCCAUCUACCUGUGUCGGCAUGGAGAGAGCAACCACAACGUUGAAGGCCGCAUCGGAGGAGACUCUGAACUUUCUCCUAGAGGGAAGCAGUUUGCCCAUGCCCUGCGAGAUUUCAUUGAAGAGCACAGACUGUCAGAUUUGAAGGUGUGGACGAGCCAACUGCGAAGAACCAUCCAGACAGCGGAAGAGCUAGGUGUUCCUUAUGAACAGUGGAAGAUACUCAACGAGAUUGAUGCUGGUGUGUGUGAGGAGAUGACUUAUGAGAUGAUCCAGAACACAUUCCCGGAGGAGUUUGCUUUGAGGGACCAGGACAAGUACCACUAUCGCUAUCCAGGAGGAGAGUCCUACCAAGACCUUGUUCAACGUUUGGAGCCAGUUAUCAUGGAGUUAGAGAGACAGGGCAACGUGUUGGUCAUCUGCCACCAGGCUGUGAUGCGCUGUCUGCUAGCUUACUUCCUGGACAAGAGUGCAGAAGAUCUACCAUACAUGAAAUGUCCGCUCCACACAGUACUCAAGCUAACCCCUGUUGCAUAUGGUUGUAAAGUGGAAAUGUUUUAUCUAAAUGUGGAGGCAGUUAACACACAUCGAGACCGGCCUCUUGGUAAAAUCCCGAUGGACUCUGCUCUCAUACAUCGGCGGAAUAGUUACACUCCCUUGGCCAGUCACGACCAGGUCAAGCGUCCCAGGCUCUACAGCGCGGGCAACCAGCCCUGGCUACCGCUCGCCCCCACCCCAUCAGCUCUGAUGCCAGAGGGACGGCAAAGCCAAGUUAGUGCCAGAGUUACAGGCUACCCCUCUAAAUCAGUCACCGUCAACUGUAAUCAGUCACCUCCCACCACAGUUGUAACCCUGUGUUUGGCAUACCCUCGCCUCAGUGUUGGAUCCUCUUGAAGAUUUAGUGUCUGUGUUGAAAAUGACGCACAUGGAAUCCAUCUCUCUAUCUAUCUUUCUCUCUCAGGGCAUGUUCUGGAUCUUGAAUGGGUUGCUCUCUUCUUUUAAUGUUGUGCCUGUGUCUUGUUUCCAAUGUCACAUGUUUGUCUUGCAUGACCUCUGCUUCACCACUGGGCUGUCUCCGGCUUGAAUAUGCAGAACAGCAUGUUUUGCUAAGGAAGGUUCCUCAUGAGUUAGUCUUUAUAGGAUACAAAAGACACACAAACGUCAAAGAUAUCUUGUACUAUAUUUUGUUACAAGUGAUAAUGUACACAUUAUUAGAUAUACAUAACUUUUAUAACUCUACAGUGACAAUUCCAUUUUUAAAACUGAAUCCCAUUUGAGAAAACUUGAGGGCAAUUUGAGAAAAUUACCAUAAUACAUAAAUGACCGAUUUCACACUUAGAAAAAAUAUGAAAUUUAAAAAUGCAUAUUCAUAUUUGUACGUUUUGUGUAUUUGUUGGCCUUGCCUCGUGGGUGCAGUGCUUCAGCCCUUCUCCACAUUUCUAUCUAUCUCUCUUUCUCCACUUUCUCCAAACCUGUCUUACAGCCUCGGAUAGGAAGCGGUUGUCUGUGAGUAUUUUGGAGACUCAGUAUAGCCAGCUCUUCAUUUUCUUUCGCAUAAUUCAACUCAUGUCAUUGUAACCCAUGUCAAUAUGUUGUCACAGUGGUGUAUUUUUUUAUGCUUUUCAGUCUUUGGGUUUCUCUAACCUUCCAUUACCUUUGAACUUUAGAGUGAAAGCUGCUGUCGGCUUUGUUUCAUCUCAGCGGCCUUAUCAAGAACACUAUAUCAGACACUGAUUCCUUGGUAGUUUAAUAAAUAGCAGCAACAAUGAAAUCGACUUAAAUAAAACUCUGAUGACAAAUUUUGUUUGACACCUACCCUAUAAGGAUAUUUGAGUAUUGAUUUCCUUGUUAUUGCAAGUGACGUGUACUAGAUUGUGAUUUGGGGCCAAUCAUGCACACUGUGAGAAUGUGAUUAAUAGUGAAUCACUUCUUGAGAAUGUGCUAAAGAAGAGUCUCAACUGAUGGUCCACACUUCACAUAAUGACCUAAUUUUUCAAAUAGGAACUUAAGACUCCUGGGCCCCCUGGGAAGCUACUGGUUUCCUCGAAUAGGAUUUGCUGCUGUAAGUCAUUAAUUUGUGAAUGUCAGUGACAUUUCCUUUUUCUUGAAGGAGUCCCUGUGCGAAGGAAUCGACUUUGACAGCCCCGAAGAAACUAGUGGCUGUGUCCGCUUCUGAGUGAAGAUGAAAGCCUCUUUCUUCACUGCACAAUGUGGGUAAAAGUUCUGGGUUAAGUCAUGAAUCCAAAGAUAGA